ACUCUGGACUUAAUUGACUCUAGACAGACAGAUUAAACUAAGAAGAGGAUAAAUAUUCGUCUGAUCUCGGUAACCUGUUCAUUGUCUGAUUACUGAGAGAAACAGAAUAAAGAAAGAAAACGAUGCCUCUGUUGAGCUCAAUUUCUGUGUCCGAGAGCCUUUUGGCCAUCAUCACAGUAUGUUUGGUGUAUCUUCUCAUGCGCCUCAUGCGUACUAAGAUCCCAGAAGGGCUUCAGAAGCUGCCAGGACCAAAGCCUCUUCCCAUCAUCGGAAAUGUCCUGAAAAUGGGAAACAACCCACAUUUGAGCCUGACUGCCAUGAGUAAGGACUACGGCCCUGUCUUCCAGAUCCAGAUCGGCAUGCGUCCCGUAGUGGUGCUCAGUGGAAAAGAUGUGAUCCAUCAAGCCCUCCUCAAACAGGGUGAAGAGUUCGCUGGACGUCCGGAUCUAUACAGCUUGAGGUUCAUCAGUAACGGCAAGAGCCUGGCCUUCAGCACGGAUCAGGUGGGAGUCUGGCGCACCCGGCGCAAGCUGGCCAUAAGCGCACUACGAACAUUUUCAACGGUGCGAGGCAAAAGCUCAGAGUAUUCAUGCGCUCUUGAGGAGCACAUCAGCAAGGAAGGUCUUUAUUUGAUUGAAAGGCUUCACAAAGUCAUGAAGGCAGACGGGUGCUUUGAUCCUUUCCGCCAUAUCGUAGUGUCAGUGGCCAAUGUGAUCUGUGGAAUAUGCUUCGGCCGCCGCUACAGCCACGACGAUGACGAGCUGCUGAGUUUGGUCAACCUGAGCGAUGAGUUUGUGAAGAUCGUGGGUAGCGGCAACCCUUUGGAUUUCAUCCCUUUCCUGCGCAUCCUGCCCAACAAAAUGAUGAGGAAGUUCCUGGACCUCAAUGCUCAAUUCGACAAGUUUGUGAACAAGAUCGUCAUAGACCAUUAUGACACCUUCGACAAGGACAACAUCCGUGACAUCACCGACUCACUCAUUAACCAUUGCGAAGACCGGAAACUGGAUGCGAACUCCAAUGUUCAAGUGUCUGAUGAGAAGGUUGUUGGAAUUGUCAAUGACCUCUUCGGAGCUGGUUUUGACACUAUCAGUACUGCUCUGUCUUGGGCUAUUGUCUAUCUAGUUAACUACCCUGAGAUCCAGGAACGACUGCAAAGAGAGCUGAAUGAAAAGAUCGGAAUGGACCGUACGCCACAUUUGUCAGACAGAACAAAUCUGCCACUUCUUGAGGCCUUCAUUCUGGAGAUGUUCCGUCAUUCAUCGUUCCUUCCAUUCACCAUUCCUCAUUGUACAUCUAAGGACACAUCACUUAAUGGAUAUUUCAUUCCCAAAGACACCUGUGUGUUUGUAAACCAGUGGCAAGUCAACCAUGACCCAGAGCUGUGGAAGGAUCCGUCGUGCUUCAACCUGGACCGAUUCCUCACCGCGGAUGGUACAGACCUGAACAAAACGGAAGGAGAAAAGGUGCUGGUUUUCGGCCUGGGGAAGCGACGCUGCCUCGGAGAGUCCAUCGGACGUGCCGAGGUCUUCCUGUUCCUGGCCAUCCUUCUUCAGAGGUUGAAGUUCAGUGGAAUGCCAGGAGAAACGCUGGAUAUGACACCAGAGUAUGGGCUUACCAUGAAGCACAAGCGAUGUCUGCUGCGUGUUACGCCGCAGACCGGCUUCGAAUUCCCCAGCACCACGUUGUGAUAUGAAUCCAUUCUGAGGUGAAAAGCUUGCCAUUGGCUUGCAAUGCCAAAUAUUGCUGACUCUGUUUGACUGUGAAGCAGGUCAAAGCAUCUGAUGCAUUUAAUUCUUGUAAAUAUUUACUGUAGUUUAUUAUUUCAACCAUGCUGAACAGCUAAGCAUAUAACCCAGAGUCUGCAAUGUGUCUUUAUCACCUUUAUCAUGUUCAUACAUCUAUGUUUUCAUAUGCACAUGCAUGUUUGCAUGGGUUCUUCCUUUCAAAACUUCAAUGCUGAUGCUAAUAACAUAUUUUUGCUUCCAAACAUAUAGUAGUCAACAUUUGAAGUGGAUCAAAACCUUUUAUUAAAGUUGUCCUAAAACCUAAACAAUAACUAACUUUAAUUAACUUUUCUGAUCGACUUUAAAUGUUGACUACUGUAGUUUAUCACUGUAUCAGCACAUUUAUCAAGGUGUUUCUCGACAUUCAAUAUCAUUCUAGAUCAGUUUUUUUUUUUUUUUACCUGAAUAAUGUUUUUGUUGUUUAAUUCUCUUCAUGACCUGAUUCUCUCAUUAAGCAGGUGCUUAAUGUCUAAAGUACUACAAUUAAUAGGUCCUGCAAAUGUGGUCUCGUAUCAGCUCUCUCAGCAGGGACAUUGUUUUUGUAUAUAUAUGACUGCUUAAUGAAUAACUUAACUUUCAUUGUGACUAUUUGUAUAUGAUUACACAUCAUAUACACAUCUAAAAAUCAAGACUUUAAUCACAGAUUGAUUGAUUUAAACUGGGGAAAAACUACAUGACUACCUGAAACAAUGUGUUAUGUUAGUGUUACUAAUAAAUGUCACAGUAUUGUGUCUUGAUUUUUUUUUUUAAAGAUGUUCUUUUUGGCAAUAUUGCCAGAGUAGACAAAUUUCACUAUGUCUUUUCAGUUUAACUGCCUUUAGUUAUAACAUUUAUAGCAUUUCUAGCAUUUCAUUCAUUUUUUUUUUAUUUUUCUUUUUUUAAAUAUUCAUUAUUUUGAUGUAUGCCUAAACUCACAUAUUAAAAACAAAUAGGUUCUGAGUAAUAAAGCUAGUUCCAGAGUUACCGGUUAGAACUAAAUAAAACAUUACUGCCCUAUGGAUUUAAAAGCAAAAGUCAUUAAAAAUGCUAUUUGUUCAUUUACAUUUUCAUAUUUCAGAAAUAUUCAAGGCACUGUAUUUUCCUCAUUCAUUUGACACAAAACGAAUUAAACUGUAUGUAUGAUAUUA
Molecule: messenger RNA, 2911 nt
Organism: Labeo rohita (rohu)
Lineage: Eukaryota; Metazoa; Chordata; Actinopteri; Cypriniformes; Cyprinidae
Product: cytochrome P450 1A1
Exons: 7
Coding region: 123-1688 (521 amino acids)
Biological process (GO): hormone biosynthetic process; progesterone metabolic process
Molecular function (GO): oxidoreductase activity, acting on paired donors, with incorporation or reduction of molecular oxygen, reduced flavin or flavoprotein as one donor, and incorporation of one atom of oxygen; heme binding; steroid 17-alpha-monooxygenase activity
Source: RefSeq, a predicted model, not a curated record